This is a messenger RNA of Cladocopium goreaui, 2250 nucleotides long. Lineage: Eukaryota; Dinophyceae; Suessiales; Symbiodiniaceae. The record is from the annotation of a GenBank genome assembly.
AUGUCGCGUGGGCCGCGCACCGCCGCGACCGCGGGCUUUCCGGCGCCGAAGACGGGCAGCGUUUGGCCGGCAGCGGGCGCUCAGCGGCAGAGGUCCCACAUAGCUCCCGUGCCGGCCGCGCGUGCCGCGGCCGCCACGGCCGCUUUCUUUUCCGUGGGAGUCCUGGCUGGGAGGCACCGCCGCUGCCGUUCACCGCUCCGAAGAGACGCCCUGUCACGGCCCGUGACGGCAGAACUCAGCAAAGAGCUUCGGGAGGUCUUUGAACUGGCCGACGCAGACGAGAACGGCAAGAUCUCGCCGCAGGAGCUUCUCAGCGCCCUACGGGUCCUGGGCAUCAGCACGGAGAUCGGUCGUGUGCGCCAGGUCGUCCGAGAUCUUGACCGAGACGGAGACGGUGAGAUCAAUUUCGAUGAGUUCGUGGGAGCCACUGGUAGUUCGCACAGCGACCUCAUCCUUCGCGCCGUGAAUCGGGGACGUUUUCUCUCCCGUUGGAGUGCUUUGCUCUUUGAAUGCGACGAAACCGAUACACGCAGCGUGAAGCAGUGGGCGAAGGCGGCUCGCAGCCUGGAACGUCUGACGGAUUCAGAUAUGAGUCGCUUGUUGGAUGACAGACUAUCUCCAACGAACGUGGUUUUCGCUGGUAGUUUCGAAGAAGAGGAGGCUAAGCCACAAGAGCUGCAAGAAAUUCCGCACAGCUGGAGUGAGAAUUAUUGGCCAUCUGGCCCCAUUGCACGUACAGGACACUUGGCGCAGUUGUUCCUCUGCGAGGUGGCGAUUGUGCUACUUUCUUGGAAGUUCUCGGCCUUCUUUGUGAGUCGUUUGCUGCGUCGCCGGCUCGUGGUCGUUUGCUUGAAACCACUUUUGACUGGCCGAUUUCUGACGCUUCUUUUUCGACACCGACGGGCUAGGAGGGCGAUGUUGGUGUUUCUUCGUACAGAAGGAGUGGAACAUGGCGUCGUCAAUGUGCUUUACCUUGACACAGCCUUGGUCGAACUCUGUCGAGAGCAGGAUACUGCUGAGAUCCUUCUUCAGAUCGUGGGGCGUCGGGGCAUGGGCUCCUUCCUGCGACGUUUCAUCGUGGCCGUGCCUCCAGACCUCAUCAGGCGGUUUCUGCAACACAAGGCCACUGCCAAGCUGGUGGCGCAGGUUGUGCUGAAGACGAAGGCCGAAGCCUCUGCCGCCUGGGCCCACCGCCGGCGCCAGCAGCUGCCUGCGGCCGUGUGUCGCGCCUGUCGCGUGCCCGGCGCGGAGCUCUGGGCCAUGAAUUUCUGUGCUACUCCUGGCAUCGACCAAUGGUUAGGGGAGCUGCUGAACGAUCCACGCGGCGCUGGCUUCGCGAAGCGCUUGCUGUUACAAGACGGCUUUCUGGACAAGGUGGCGGAUUUCUUGAGCCUUUCCGAGGCGCGCCGCUUCGUGCUGCGCCUGCUGCGGCAGCCCGGGGUCUAUCGCUUUGUGACGUGGCUCAACAGGGACAAGGAAAUGCAGAAGUGGUUCGCGCGCAUCGCCAAGCGUGAGGAUGUGAUGCUCUUUAUCACCGAGAUGUUACAAGAGCCAGGUCUGGAUAAGUUCAUUGUGAAGUUGCUGCUGCGUCGCGGCAAUGACAAAGCCUUGCGAUCCAUGUUGGACUUCUGGGUCCACACCGAGGGAUCCUUCGCCUCCGUCUUCGGGUCCUUCUCCAAGAAACCAGGAGUGGACCGAGCCUUAGCACGGGUGGUCAUCAGUCCAGGCUUCCUCGAUGGUUUUGUCUUCAGGAAAUUCCUGUGGCAAGAGGGUCUGGCCAACUUGGCUCUUGAAGCGGCCGCCUUGGUUGGCGUGCGCGGUCUGGUCGACACAGUCCUACCCUUGGCCUUUGGCGUGGUUUUGGCCAUCGUGGCCUUCUACUUCCAAGGCGUCUUUCGCGAGCUGGACUUUGGAAGCCUGGACUUCGGAAGUCUGGAGCCUUUCCUAGGUGCAGCAGUGGAAGAGGUGAGCUUUUUGGACUUCGUGGUGCCUUUUGUAGCUGGCCUGGUUUCAGCUGGUAGCUUCUACCAAGUGAGGAAGGAAAGAAGGUCCGGGCGUCUGCCCAAAAAAGGCGUCGGCCGGCGAAGGUUAACAUGUUUGGAACAUGUUUGGUACAAUGUAGUGCCCCCUGCUUACAGGUUUAUCUUAUCAAUCCAUCUGACUACGCUUACAAUCACCAAUAAGCUACUGAGAAAUCAUUUCGUAUGUUUGGUAAUGGCAUGUGAUCAUGAUCUGAAACUCUCCACUUAA